Molecule: messenger RNA, 423 nt
Organism: Dentiscutata heterogama
Lineage: Eukaryota; Fungi; Glomeromycota; Glomeromycetes; Diversisporales; Gigasporaceae
Source: the annotation of a GenBank genome assembly
GAUUUUUCAAAUGUCAUCGACGAAGUCAAUUACAUUGUUAAACGGCUUUAUGAAUUUGCUGCAGAUAAAAAGUAUCCAUUAAAUCUUACAGCAGAAUUUCGAAUAAACAAGGCGUCUAAAUGUCUGCUCGCUUCAACGUAUGACGAAGAUCCAGAUGCAUAUUAUUGCUUACUUGAAAUUUUGUCUAUUAACGGUACUCGAGAUUUCCUUGAUUUUUCAAGUGAGCUAGCCGAAAGAUGGAUGAGGAAAUACAAUGCUCAACCACAUUGGGGUAAAAUGUGGGAACACGUACCUGGUAUUAUUCCAUAUGUACGUGAACAUUUGGGAAAACGUUUGAAUGAGUUUGAAAGGAUCAGAGCGAAAUAUGAUCCUGAUGAACGUUUCUUUGAUAAUGAAUCUUUGAGAAAAAUUUUUGGCAAAUAA